AUGCUAGCAAAAUUUCUCAACCUUGAAAUCGAAAUAACGAAUGAGGUUGUUGCGGUAGCAGGAAACGAGUUGGUCUUGGAGGACUGUGAACUUUAUAGAAAGGCGGAAGAACUUGCAGUAGAACUUUGCGCUGACACCACGACUGACUGCGGAAAAUACGAUUGUGUUAAUCAAACUCGGAGUUACACGGACGAUAUAAAAAAAUUGGCUUUUUACUACGAGAAAACUGCUUACAUGCUUUUCGGAAAUCUCGAUAAAGCCUACAAAACCAUUUUAGUCGAAUCACCGAAAGCUAGACAACUUGAGGUGGUAAGUCAUGUUGUAUAG
This is a messenger RNA of Cylicocyclus nassatus, 327 nucleotides long. The record is from the annotation of a GenBank genome assembly. Lineage: Eukaryota; Metazoa; Nematoda; Chromadorea; Rhabditida; Strongylidae.